Messenger RNA from Pseudocercospora fijiensis CIRAD86, 2160 nucleotides. RefSeq lists its product as uncharacterized. NCBI's taxonomy places the organism in Eukaryota, Fungi, Ascomycota, Dothideomycetes, Mycosphaerellales, Mycosphaerellaceae. The transcript has 8 exons. The coding region runs from base 1 to 2160 and encodes 719 amino acids. The record is from RefSeq and is a predicted model, not a curated record.
AUGCUGAAGGUGGAUGUACAACGGAAGAUUGAAUCGCCGGCAGCAACGUGGCUGCCAUAUGCUGCGCGCGGCAACCACGAUGUGGACGAUGUGGAAACAAUUGACUCCGUAUAUCGUCAGCGUCCGAGGCGUCGACAUCGCAGACGGCUUGCGCCACGCAUCGGCAUAUCAUACAUCAAACAUCCGCAUUGCGGCACUGAACGACAACUUGAAGUCUCCUUGCAGUAUGCGUUGUCCUGGCUACCACGCGCAAAGGAAGGAAAGCGACACCUGCCCAUUGGACGCAUUGACGGUGUCCCUCCAUCCCACCAUGCAUCGCCGUCCUUCAUGUCUGAUCUCCAUGCUGUACUGCCAUGGCAGAAGUGCACCUCCUCUCCCGCAAGCCUGCUUGCCGUGACCUUCGAAUGCAAUCUACAAUGCCCCCAUACCUACACCGGCUUGGGGACAUUUGGAACCACAUCAGAAGUCGUCAGCAUGGACAAUCACCUGCACAAGCCAUUGCCGAAGCUGCCGGUGCGACAGCAUGAAUGGUUCUUGAUGGAGACAUCUCUCGCGCCAUGGAAUGUCGAUAGAGCUGCUCCGGACGUCGACGAGUAUCGAUCCACUGCAUCUGAUCGCGACGGCGCCAUAGGCCACGCACUGAGCGCGCUCGAUCUCACCAAUACCGAAGAGACCCAUAGGACUGUCGUCUGGCAACCUGCAGUCACCCAUGCAACACACGUUGUGCAGCCUUAUGAGAUUACAAGGCAGGCUGUUGACCGAGAGCUUCACGAUUACCAUUACUUUCAUCGAACUCUGCCGGUCACCGACUUUCAUAUCUUACCGUCCAGGCAUUUCGUUGAGAACGGUCGAGGUAGCUACACGGAAGUUUCUGAAGAAAACAAGCCACUGGAUGCAGAGGAUGAGACGGAGCUGCUUCGUGUGAUUGACAACUCAGUGAGCAAGGAGCGAGCUGAGAUGAUCAGAGUGAAGGCUGAACCAUCACCUAUCCCGGAAAAGGAGAAGACAAGUCCACGACUCGGCAGGGACAGUCAGGCCCGUCACUAUCUUCGCCAUCCUACCCAUGCCUCAAUCGGAGCCUCUGAGAAGUCUCCCCAGGGCCAAGUUCAUAGCGCUCCUACAUCUACUCGAACGUUCCGGCAGGCUCAAAUCCUUCCGAGCGAGGAUAGGAGAGACAGUGAACAUGUCCAGUCGACAGCCAGAACGGACAGUAGCAGAAGUAUGGUAGCGCGUCCGGGAAUUCCAGCAAUUGGUGCGCCAGUCGCAAACACAUUUCCAACUGGUCAAGAUCAGCAUGUUGCUUUGCAUCAACGAAAUGAUUCCUAUCCACGGCCGCCCGUACAUAUGGCAAGCAGAAAGACACCCUUCUUCCAAAGACAAGAAUCUGCACCUAUGACAUCCGUCGAAAGAUUUCUACGAGCAGAUCAUCGACAAAAUCGAGAGUCUGGUCUGAACAUGAGUCUCGACAAUAGCAUCAGCCUGACAGGCAGAUUCACCAGAAAUGAGCGAAGUGCGCUAGAGGCUGAUGAGAAGAGAGGACCGGCAUUGAGACCUCCUCAAACUGAACAUCAAGGAUCUGAAAGACUUUGCAAUUCAGGUCAUCGUCUGCCUUCGAAUACAACGGGACCAGAGCGUGCUGCGACCUCGGGCAUGGCAAGAAGUGCUGAGAGCGCACCGUCCCUGACUAAGCCCUCUGCGGGACAUAGUUGGACCUCGUGUUCCGCCCCGAAGCUGAUUCGAAGUCCGACAACAUCAGGAAUUAGAGCCGCUCCUACCAAUGACGUGCACCCGAUAUCAGCAGCGACAGACGUCGGCGGCAAUACAUCUAGACUGCCAAGACCAGCAACAGCGAUAACGAAAGUCCCUUCAGGCUUGCCGGAUCCAGAUUCGAGAACAUCGACCUCUACGUUCCAAAAGCCACAUGUUGCCCCCAACAACGUUCCCGUGGUAACGUCGCAAGCACACAGCACGGAAAAAUCCUUGCUGCCAGCAGCGUACGCAAGAGCUGCAGGGAGAACAGCCUACCCAUCUUCUCGCGCAACCGCUGCCAGAAUCACCUCCCAGCCAACACGGACUUCCCAAGGCAUGUAUCUAAACUACAGCAACUUUCACGUCUGCUUGAGGAUCAAGAAACUUGGAAAGACUGCUUCUCAACUGUAA